Aspergillus terreus NIH2624 is the source of this 822-nucleotide messenger RNA. RefSeq lists its product as uncharacterized. The record is from RefSeq and is a predicted model, not a curated record. NCBI's taxonomy places the organism in Eukaryota, Fungi, Ascomycota, Eurotiomycetes, Eurotiales, Aspergillaceae. The transcript is spliced from 3 exons. Gene Ontology annotation, biological process: chromatin remodeling. The coding region runs from base 1 to 822 and encodes 273 amino acids. Gene Ontology annotation, cellular component: Ino80 complex.
AUGCCCCCCGCAACGCCCGCCGACAAUGAGAACCACCAACGCCUGCUAGACACCCUCGACAUCGCGCAUGUGCCGCGCCCCUUCCGCAACCCGGCGUGGAAGCCCUCCCAGCGCCGCAACAAGAACGUCAAGCAGCUUCUCUCCGAGAGCAUGAGACGCGAGGCGUCGCAGAUGGCGACGCAAGCCAACUCCGGUGCGACCACUCCGCUGCCCACAACGGGGUCCGCCAGCAGCGACGGCACCCAGACGCCCGCCGAGGGCCUCCCGCGAUCGUCCAACAUCGCCCAGGCCGCACAGAAUCUCUCCACGCUCGUCCUGGAGAAGAACGCCCGCGCGACGUUCCCCUCCUGCCCGGCCGUCACCUACACGAAUAUCGAAUCGGCGCCCUCCCUCCAUCCGUCCCAGCAGGCCCAUUACUGCGACCUCACGGGGCUGCCGGCCCCCUACACGGACCCCAAGACCAGGCUGCGGUAUCAUGACCGUGAGGUGUUUGGGGUGAUUCGUACCUUGGGACAGGGCGUGCCCGAGAGCUAUCUGGAGCUUCGGGCUGCCCAUGUCGUGCUGAAGCAAUCAUCAGGCUAUUACUCUGAUAUAAUGUGCGAUCAACAAAGUCAAGCCCUUCCACCCCCCUGCCCCUCUCGAGACAGGUUCAAGGAAGUGCUCCGGCUUAAUCGUGACCUUUCAUACUACGAUGAGUCAAUCUUCGCCUUGUGCCAAGGGCACUCGACUAGUACCGACGCUCCAGGGACGGGAACAUCAGUUACAGCAUCCGAGGAUGCUGUCGCCGCGGCGGGAAGCACCAUGGGCUGGUGCGGUGUAUAA